Molecule: messenger RNA, 1010 nt
Organism: Pistacia vera
Lineage: Eukaryota; Viridiplantae; Streptophyta; Magnoliopsida; Sapindales; Anacardiaceae
Product: NADH--cytochrome b5 reductase 1-like
Biological process (GO): electron transport chain
Molecular function (GO): cytochrome-b5 reductase activity, acting on NAD(P)H
Source: RefSeq, a predicted model, not a curated record
UCUUAAUUAAAGAUAAGAAAUAUAAUAUUCAACAAACUAAACAAUAUUUUCCUCGCCUACCCAUCAAUUUGUUCCUUUUUUUGUUUUCAUAUUUCACCUUUUUGCUUUGGAAACAUCACUCUAAACCCAAUAAAUCUUACUUACUUCUGAGGUUCUCCAAAAAGUGUAUCAUGGACAUGGAGUUUUUGCAGUCUUUAGAUGGUCAGCUCCUCCUGGGUGGAGCUGUGGCUCUUCUCGCCAUUCUUUUUGGUGCUUCCUUCUUAUUUUCCUCCAAGAAGCCCAAAGGGUGCUUGGAUCCUGAGAAUUUUAAGGAGUUUAAGCUUGUCAAACGUGCGCAGCUGAGCCAUAAUGUGGCAAAAUUCACAUUUGCACUUCCUGCACCUACUUCAGUUUUGGGUCUCCCAAUUGGACAGCAUAUUAGCUGCAGGGGCAAAGAUAGUCAAGGUGAAGAGGUUAUUAAACCAUAUACCCCAACCACCUUAGAUUCUGAUGUUGGUCAUUUUGAAUUAGUUAUUAAGAUGUACCCACAAGGUAGGAUGUCUCACCAUUUCCGUGAGAUGCGUGUUGGUGAUUAUCUUGCUGUGAAGGGACCCAAGGGUCGAUUCAGGUACCAACCCGGCCAAGUUAGAGCAUUUGGGAUGAUAGCAGGAGGCUCUGGCAUUACUCCAAUGUUCCAAGUUGCUAGGGCCAUACUAGAGAACCCCAAAGACAAGACAAAGGUUCACCUCAUUUAUGCGAACGUUACAUAUGAGGACAUUCUUUUGAAGGAAGAAUUGGAUGGACUUGCUGCUCAGUACCCUGAUCGCUUCAAAUGUUAUUAUGUUUUGAAUCAGCCUCCUGAAUCCUGGGAUGGUGGUGUUGGCUUUGUUUCAAAGGAAAUGAUCCAAACCCAUUGCCCUGCUCCAGCAGCUGAUAUUCAGAUUCUGAGGUGUGGUCCACCACCCAUGAACAAAGCCAUGGCUGCUCACGUUGCUCUUGGAUAUGCACCAGAGAUGCAGUUCCAGUUCUAA